AUGUUGCUUUUCAAUCUCCUCGCCUUCGGCGCGACGAUCUCGUACGGUGAAGUGAUUGGUAUUCAUGCUUUGAAAAGCUCAUCCACCCCUCUUUUCAAAGGCUCCGCCAUCGCUACGAGGUCUAGCAGUGCUGUGCCAUCAACCAUUACUACAGGACCAACCGUCCCAGUCGCCGCCAUUAACACAUGCUCGUACUACAAUGAGACCGAGCAGCGGACACUAUGGGCCGACCCCUGGUGCAGCAUGUACGCUGGAAUGGUUGACUUGGUCUACUGGCCUACCGACAACCAGUCAUACCCAUCAACUUUCUACGACCACAAACAUGAUUACACAUAUUCGUCGCCGUCCGUGUACAUGGUUGUCAGCACGUUGUAUGGCUGGAAUCCUUGUGGCUUGUUGGGGCCUUCGACCAGCAGGGAGGUCUUCGCCUUUGACCUGACUGAGGUCUCCACGCUUGUUCCAUACACUGCAUUAGAUCAAACUGCCCGACGAGCUACUCGACAGCUCUAUCUCAGCGACUUAGGCGCUCACUGCUCGACCGACUACAACAAGACGGAACUUGCGACUCAAACACACCCAAUGAAAUCCGACGAUACCCGGUGCAACCCCUUUCUGGCCGUUCCUGUGGCUGUCAAGCGCUAUGGAUACCCCUACUGGCUGCACUGCGGCGUCUCCAACAACAAGUUUGGUCUGUUUGACCCUCCAUAUGCGAUCCCUCCAGUCGAUGACCUGGUGCCCACGAAGCCGCCCACGACAACAACAUCUGCUAGUGAUGCCUCGGAGACCGAGAACACCACAGCUGCCACCUCUGCGUCUACCAAGGCAACGGCCCCCACUAAUCCGGAGGCUACUGAAUCUGCUACUACCACGGCCAACCCAGUCAAUCCCAGCUCUAGUGAUAGCAGCUUAGAGACAACCAACCCUGCCCCCGUUGAUCCAGAGAGCACCAAGUCCAAUAAUCCUGGAACCUCGGCCGGUGGAGGUACCGUUAUUGUCAAUCCAGGAAAUACCGAAACUACCGCAGCCAACCCCGGUGAUUCCCAUACUACUGCAGGUGCUCCAGGGGAUGAUGGGAACUCUCACCCAACUGCUACCACCAAUCCUCCCCACACAAUCGUUACAGGAACUGAGGGCCAGUUUGACCCGACCGACUACACGAGUGGCGUUUUAUCAACAAGCUCCACCCAGGUUGUCAGUCUUGGGCCAGGAGGUGUUGUGGUCAUAAACCCCGACAGCGGAGACACAAUAACCACUGGCUCUGGAAACACAAUGCCCGGUGCUACAACAGUUUACAACGGACAAACGUUGACUCUGGGAGGCCCAGCUGUGACGGUUACCAAUGUCAUCGUCGUAGUAUCUCCUGGUUACGCGGGCCCAACUGGCGGCGCCAAUACCCACAAUGCUGCAUCAACAGUCCCUAAACAGGUAGUCAGUCUUGGAGCUGGCGGUCUUGUGAUCCUCAACCCCGACACUGGGAUAGCAAUAACCUCUGUCUAUGGUAAUGCGGUGCCUACCACGGCUGUCUAUAACGGACAAACAUUGAGUCUCGGAGGCCAGGCUGUGACAGUUACCAAUGCUGUCGGCGACGCUGCAGGCUUUGGCCCUAAUGCCGAUGGUGCUGUGCCCUCUAACCAGAUAGUCAGUCUUGGAGCAGGCGGUCUUGUGAUCGUCAAUCCCGACACCGGAAUCAUCGUAACCUCUGGCUACGGUACCACGGUGCCUACUACAGCCGUCUACAGUGGACAAACUUUGACUCUCGGAGGCCCGGCUGUGACAGUCACCAAUAUUGCCAACAAAUCUGUUGGUUCAGCGAAUGUCUUCGACAUCUCUCUUGGUUCCGCGACUAGCACUACCGCCGUUGCAGGCUCGGGUCAUGCCCAUGUCGGCGGUGCAUCCUCCGGUCACGCUGAUCUAAUUGACAUUACCCACGUUGCAGGCUCGAGCUUUACGCCCAUCGCAAGCUCUUCUGUGGCGCUGGACUCGUCAGCAAACAAGAUUGCUGGAGGCCUCUUUGGACUGCUUCUAGCCCUGAUGACUUCUAUCUGGGUGUAG
Messenger RNA from Penicillium concentricum, 2052 nucleotides. RefSeq lists its product as uncharacterized. NCBI's taxonomy places the organism in Eukaryota, Fungi, Ascomycota, Eurotiomycetes, Eurotiales, Aspergillaceae. The record is from RefSeq and is a predicted model, not a curated record. The transcript has 4 exons. The coding region runs from base 1 to 2052 and encodes 683 amino acids.